AUGUAUUCGUCCGUCACCAUCGGUGGGUCGCUGGUCAAGCGACUCGCUGAGAACCCGCCUCAGCAGGUGAAGGUGCCGGGUGCCGCCAUAUUCGUCUUCAUCGCCGACUUCGUCGUCUUUCUUCCCGUCUUUCUCAUCCUUCUGUACACCCUCUCGCAUGUCUACCCCACUCUCGCCGCCGUGGAGGACCCCCUCCCGGCUUACGAGGCGCUGCCCAUGAACGAUGACGGCACCCCCAAGACCGACACCGAUCCGGUGCGCACCGCCCAGCCGGGUAAGCCCAUCACGGCCUCCAUCCGGGCCACCAACCGCCUCAUCCGUUCGCUCGGCGGCUGGCUCUCCAACUUCCGCGGCCUCGGCUACGGCUUUCUCAUCGGGAUGGUCACCGUCAUGACAACCGGCAUCCUCUCCAGGCUGCCCUUCGUCCCGGUUCGCAUCGCCCAUCUCAUCUCCCUCCUCGCCCUCUCCCCGCUUGCCACCACCUGGACCCACCUCGUCAUUACCGGUCCCUCGGCCAAGUCCUUCGCCCGCCGCAUCCCGUCCGUGAAGAAGGUCUACGUCGCCAACUGGUUCCCGACAUUCCUCCUCUGGGCCUCCGCCCACGCCGCCGUCGUCUUCCCCGAGCUGCUCGGCAAGGCCAUCGGCCUGCGCAUGCCCAACGGCCCGAUCCAGGUCGGUGGCGAGCCCAUGAACGGCUCCGACGCCGGCAAGGUGAUCUGCGUCGCCGCCCUCUCGCUGCUGCUGCAGGCGGUGCUCGUCAUCCCCGCCCACGCCGCCCUGACCCGCGUGCAGGCGUCGCUGCUGCCCGCCGACGAGGACACCAUCGUCCCCUUCGACCGCUCCUUCGCCGGCCGCGUCGAGCCCGAGGUCGUCACCGGCAAGGGCUUCGCCACCUUCGGCGCCGCCAUCAAGACCAUCCCGCGCUCGAGCUGGGUCAGGAUCUACCUCCUGCGCAUCAAGGUCUUUUUCGUGAGCAUGGCCGUCUACUUCGUCCUGGGCGCCAUCGUCCUGUUGGAGUUUGUGUUGUUGGGUCUGGCUGAGUCUGCGAAGAAGAACUGA
Chaetomium fimeti is the source of this 1059-nucleotide messenger RNA. RefSeq lists its product as uncharacterized. Lineage: Eukaryota; Fungi; Ascomycota; Sordariomycetes; Sordariales; Chaetomiaceae. The transcript has 2 exons. Bases 1 to 1059 code for a protein of 352 amino acids. The record is from RefSeq and is a predicted model, not a curated record.